Molecule: messenger RNA, 748 nt
Organism: Cinara cedri
Lineage: Eukaryota; Metazoa; Arthropoda; Insecta; Hemiptera; Aphididae
Source: the annotation of a GenBank genome assembly
AUGAAUACCGCGAAGGUUAUUUUUUUAAAAAUUUUUUGAAUGCGGAUUGGGCGAAGUUUAAAAAUUUAAUAACGUCGUUUUCUAAAUUGUUCAGAACCAUUUUAUAACGGACAUUUUCCGAUAUUCCGGUAAAUUGCUAAAAAAAAAAUCUGCAACUCCAAUAAUAAUAGAAAAACCUAAUAUAUCUCCGAGCAAAAUAGCAAUUCACAUCAAAUCACGAGCGGAUAAUGUCCCUUUAGACCCCCAACUGAAAGCCAAAAUCAAACAGAAGCUGUUAAACGUAGGUGAUAAUAUAAAUGUUGAGCACAAUCUAUCUUUUCCUUUCACAGCAAACAGCUAAAAUUAAGGAAAGCUGCUGGUAUGGACGGGAUAUUCCCAUAAUUCAUAAAAUAUACAGGACCUUCGGCUAGAAACUGGCUUAGACAAUUCUUCUCUAACAUCUUAGACUCGGGUCAAGUUACUCACCAAUUCUAGACUCAAGUCUAGAAAGUCUAUACGGGACAAUAUACCUGAAUCUUUCGACCUGGAGAAAGAAUGGAACAAGGAAUGGUCGACAGAACCACUAUCAAUAACAUAUCCAAGCCAAUCAGAAAUGACUAUGUUCUUACGCCGGAAAACACGGAACCGCCUUGACAGGAUUAGAACCGGACAUGCCCGAACUAAAGAAAUGCGUUUCAAAUGGGGAAUUACAGACAACACUCAACGUGACUGUCGAAACCCAGUACAAAAUGUCAAACAUGUCAACUAG